UACAAAAUCUGUUUGGAUUUAAUCUGGUCAAAUGUUGCAAUUUUUUGAACUUCUUCAUGACAACCGUGUGGAUGAAUACGUUUAAGUCGAAUAUUUUACAUGGAGAUAUGUGCUUGAAUUAAAAUGAAUGUUUCAUCAAUGAGGCAGAAAAUGGAUUUCGACCACAUGUGAAAACAAUGGUUCGUCAUCCAGAACAUAAAUUUUUGAAAGAGAUGACAGAAAAACAAAAUAAAAUGUAUGAAAAAAUGUUGGCAUCCAGAGGACAAUCAAAGCAUCUACAAAACAGGAAACCAAUAGUCUUAGUCGGGUUGCUCCCUUUUGAUCCACGAAAUAUCGGCAAGAUGAUCCCAAGAUCACAACCUACUUUCCCAAAUAGAUUUCGAAGACCAUUUAUGCCAGCGCCACAAUGUCCAAAAUGCCAGUCUGAGAGGAAUGGAAACUAUGACUCACACAGCCGAGAAGAAAUCUGCGAUUAUUGUAACAAAACGAUUUCUUAUCAAGCCUAUCGAGUUUGUGAUUGUGGCUGUCGCCCAGUUGUGCCUGGGCAACCGAUUCCAGCAUAUAUUUCGAGGAUGAUGGGUUUUGGAGAUCAAGAUUUCAGCAUGAAUAACACAAAACCAGGGAAGGUAAAGGGCAGUCCAGAGACUCUCUUUUUCGAAACGUAUCAUGGUGAAGAUUAG
Molecule: messenger RNA, 680 nt
Organism: Argiope bruennichi
Lineage: Eukaryota; Metazoa; Arthropoda; Arachnida; Araneae; Araneidae
Exons: 3
Coding region: 177-680 (167 amino acids)
Source: RefSeq, a predicted model, not a curated record